Branchiostoma floridae (Florida lancelet) is the source of this 875-nucleotide messenger RNA. Its product is annotated as toxin MIT1-like. The coding region runs from base 202 to 585 and encodes 127 amino acids. The record is from RefSeq and is a predicted model, not a curated record. Lineage: Eukaryota; Metazoa; Chordata; Leptocardii; Amphioxiformes; Branchiostomatidae. The transcript is spliced from 2 exons.
AUUGCAGAAGUAUCAAGCACGGCAGUAACUCGUUUUCUGGGCGUGUGACGGUAAGACAGGAAACGUGGGGAGAAACCUGUCAGUUAUCGCGCAUUUCCGCAAUUAUUGUAAGAUAGAUGGUUCUUGUCUACUGGCAACCCACAGGGCGCAGGAAGGGCGUUGUGCGCGCUCAUAUCAAAACUGGUACAAAGACCUUCUGAGAUGCACACGGCGGAGGGAACGCGCCUGGGCUGGAAGAGGGAAGCUAAAGGCAACCAGAUGAUUCGUUUUACCAUCAUUCUGUUACUAGCAGUCUGGGCAGCCAUCCCCACAAUAAGGGCCAUCAUCAUCACAGGGGCCUGCCGGUCGGAUGAAGACUGCAUGGAGGGGAAGGGAAGACCGGCAUGCUGUUCGCCACUCAACCCCUACACUCCUGUCAGGGUGUGUAAGCCGCUGGGGGCGGUGGGAGACCCGUGCCACACCGCCACCAACCGGAUGCGCUACCCGUUCCCGGGGAUACGCACCUUCUGGAGAUGCCCGUGUUUUGAAGGGUGGUGUGUCGCGAAAGCCAACGGCAAGAUCGGGACGUGUGAGGUCGUGAUGUAAGGAGCCGUGUGCGCUAUGUCUUAAUCGGAAUCAUCCACAACACUCAAGUACCACUUUCUUAGCAUUCAGACAGGGUGAUAAUUCAUAUCAUCUCUGACAGAAAUGUAGGAGUUGAGUAAAUAGCCUUUGUAAGGAAAUACCCGAGGCAGCAGGAGCAAGACUUUCGGAACACAGAUAAAUAUCUCACUAUGGCGUUGCCAAUUUCUGUAUGUGUCUUCUGUCUCAUUAUUCACGUGCAUACUCCAAUUACGAUUGUGCAUUCAACUCCGUUUGAUAAAGAGAAUAUUAAA